UAAGCAUAUCAACCUCUGUAUAGUUGUCAAAACGAGGGAGCUGCGGAGUAACUUCACAGUGUUGCUUAAUGACGCAACUCUAUGCUCUCGAGAGCUAGAUUUAAAACUUAGGCUUUGUACAAUGCAGAAUUGUAAAAUGGUUUUUUGCAAGAGAAGUGCCUCGCUCUAUAGGACAUCUUACCUCAAAGCACUUAGCCCCACUUUUCGCUUUGGAGCCCAUAUGUCAACAAGCUAUAUGUAACUUUGGAUGGGAUUGGAUUGAAUUUGAUUGCCAGAAGGGGCAAACACCACACAAGGUUUCUGUUUUUCGAGUCGCUCCUGAGCUCUUGAGCCAAGUGCUCGGCCAUGGCUGAUAAGAGUUAUCCUUACGGCUAUCCUCCUCAAGGUUACUAUCCACAGCCACCUCCAGUGGCUCCUCCUCCGCAGUAUUAUGGCCCUUCUCAUAGAGACCAAGGCUUUCUAGAAGGCUGAGACUAAAUUUGCUGGGACAAAUUUGCAGCUUGGCUGCCCUUUGCUGCUGCUGGUUACUGGAUGUUUGCUGCUGCUGCGGCCCACACAUGCUCAUUGGAUGCUGAUGAUUCCCAAUAGUAUAUUUGAAGCUCCACAUCUGGAGUUUAUAUGGAGUUUUAGUAAUUUCUUGGCUAUGGUAGCGUUGGAUCUUGCUGCGCUGCAAAAUCAUAUACAUAUGCACCAAUUAUUUCUUAUUUUUCGGUAAAUUACGCAGAUUUUCUGUGCAGACUUUGGAACCUAUAUAUGAUUGUGCUACUGCUCGAAUGUGCUUGGCCCUCUGGAGAGGAAAGCUAAGGUUUUUGCUCCACUCACAACAAAACGGUCACAAUGGCUGGUCAACGUUUGGUGAACGUUGCGGAAUAUUCGAUCGAUGAUCAUGUAAAGGUAAAAGGUAAAAAACCGUUGACCCGGUACAAACUUGCGAGAGAAGCUUCAAGCUUGCCCUAAAAGGGUAAAAGGCAGGAAAAAUUUUAGAAAAUGCCGGGCAAUGGGCUCCGUGAUGCCGCGGCGGGAGGAAUUCUCGCUUGCCAGGGAGUGCAAUGCAACUGCAGCCAGAGCGAUGGCCUCGAGAUCCUCUUCCGCGAGAUCCUCAGCCUCCACAGCUACUGGAGCAGCUUCUUCGGCGCCGAGCUCGACGCUCCGCGGGUAAGGGUUUUUCUCCCCCAGCUGGUUGGAGCCGUGGAAUCGGCAGCGCGGCUGGUCCGGAGCUACUCCAGCGGGCCAUGGCUGCUCUCGUCGCUGCGCAAGCUUGAGAAUCGAGAUGGGUUCUUGCGCGCCGCGGAGAUUGUGUGGAGGUAUGUGGAAAUCGUGCAGCGGCAGCUCGGAAGCCUGGAUUUGACGAUUGAGAAGAGGCGGAUUUUGGCGAGGCUGGAAGAGAAAGUUGGGAUUGAAAAGAAGGUAUUGAGAUGCUUGCUGGAAGAGGCGGCUGGCACCGAUAGAAUGGAACUCAAGUUCAAGGUGGAGGCCGAGAGAAGCUCGCGCAUGCACAACUUAAAGCUGUUUGUUCAAGGGGGUAGGAAGAUCAUGCUCGACGCUCUCUCGCAGAAGCUGGAUUCCACCGAGAGAAUCUAUUUCAUCGAUCCAAGGUCGCUGCUCUUGAGUGGAAUCGUGUUGGGUGACGCGAAUUCUCUCGUGCAAAAAGGAAACUGGCUGGGACAGGCAGUGGCAGUGAAGAAGUGUGGCGAUGGUUUUCGCUACUGCAGAGAGGCCGGGGUCUUCCAGCACUUCCAGCCGUCCCACCCGAACGUGAUACAAGUCUUGGGAGAGUCCGAGGUUCCGGAAACAAAGGAGAAACUCCUCGUCAUGGAGGAGAAGGACAGCGAUCUAAAGAGAUACUUUCACUCUUCCGGCCCGAUCACGCAACUUCAAGCGGUGGACUUUCUGAUCCAGAUCGCUGGUGCGAUGGUUUACCUGCACGGCAAAGACGUUUGCUACCGAGACCUCAAGCUCGAGAACAUCAUGAUCGACGUCAAGUAUCUGGAGCUCACUUUGGCGGACUUUGGCCACUCAAAACCACGCUUUGAUCCUCUGGGAGACAACACUUGUCCCGUUGGAACUGUCAGCUACAUGGCCCCGGAAGUUCUCGCUGGGAUAACCUCCGGCCAGGAUCCCGGCUAUGGCUUCAGCGUGGACGUCUUCAGCUUUGGGAUCGCUUGCUCCGAGAUUGUGUCUGGACAGCCUCUGGAGCUGACGGUCCCUCUAACAAGGGAGGAACGAAUCGAGCGAUUGCGGCGUGGAGAGAGACCUUCGCUUCCAGAGUCUUGCCACCAGAAGCUCAAGCAGCUCAUCACGCAGUGCUGGGAUUUUUCGCCGAAGAACCGACCGACUUUCGAGGUGAUCUACGAGAAACUCUGGGAGAUCAAAGAAGAGCUCUUGGCCGGAAGCCCCGCUAGCACGGACCCGGGAGAAGCUUCGCCGGCGUCUGAGAUCCAAGCCGCUGGGAUCCAAAACUUGGCAAUCACUGGAGCAAACACGGUGGGAAGCAAAUCGACAGCAACUUGGCAGUACGUGAACGAGACGAGCUUCUGCGUGGUUGGGUGGCAAAGAUACAGGGAUCUAGAGUCCGAGGAGCCCCAGCUAUCCUGGAAACUCUCGCUCACGUCAGGGACUUCGAGCGAUUACACCAUCACUCCCGACGAUCUCGACCGGCACAUUGGCGUGAUUUGCUUGCCGCUGGCUCUGGUCGAUGGGAAGAUCGUGCCAAGGCAACAGGCUCGCUUCACUCACGGAGCUCUCGUCUCGCAAGAUCUGGCGAUGGCGAGGGAGAUGGAGAGGCACUUGAGGAAGGAACACGUUGCUUUCGACAUCACCGUCGACCGCCGGAAGAUCAAGCUCAACCUCUGCCACACCGACUACCAUCUCGUGUGGCAUAUGGGAAGCACCAAGAACUUCCGCGGCCAGUUUGUUCGUGGAGACGUGAGCGUCGAGGUGGUGGGCGAUUGCUCCAUGGUGAUCUCCAAGGCCAGCCAGAGCCAGAGAAGCACGAUCGACUUCAAGGAUUCUUACAGGAGGAACUUAGCAGUGCUUCUGAUUCGCCAUUUUUUGGAAUCCAGUCCUUCCCAAAAUGGAUUGGACCACAUUCCAACCCGGAAGACUUGGUAGGAUAGAAACUAUAUCGAUGUAAAUGAUCUUUAUAUUGGAUGUAAAAUUCAUGCGAUGACAAUGACAAUAGAAAGAACAAAAUGACAA
This is a messenger RNA of Selaginella moellendorffii, 3198 nucleotides long. RefSeq names its product protein kinase and PP2C-like domain-containing protein. The transcript is spliced from 3 exons. Gene Ontology annotation, molecular function: ATP binding; protein kinase activity. The record is from RefSeq and is a predicted model, not a curated record. NCBI's taxonomy places the organism in Eukaryota, Viridiplantae, Streptophyta, Lycopodiopsida, Selaginellales, Selaginellaceae. Gene Ontology annotation, biological process: protein phosphorylation. Bases 988 to 3111 code for a protein of 707 amino acids.